CUUUAUGUUUGCAUAUCAACUUAUGGUGAGACAAUUUGACAUUGCAGCAACUAUUGUGAAUGUACACAUUAAUAUACAAAGUCACUAAGUAGUGAUCUGUAUUUAGAUCGCACACUGAAGCUAAGCCCAUUUGAAUUGAGUAUUCUUUUCUUUCUUUGAAGGUUGGAAAAAGACACCACAAAAAACUAAGCAAGAGAGGGGAAAUAGAGGCGAUUCCUAGGGCAUCAAAUCUCUUGCGUUUCUCCAUGGCUGGAAGCCAUUUUCCUCCUCCUCCUCCGAUUUCGAACACUAAUCAGAGUGAAUCAGCAUCUAAAUCUGCAAUUGGUAAUGAUUUAAACCUUGGGUUAGAGGAUUUUCCGCUGUUACCAGUUCCUUCUUCAUCCUUUGGAGUUAAUGGAGCUUCAAAACCAAACCCUAACUCUUGCUGGAAUGGGAAUGGUCACAACAUCUAAAGUACUUCCGCUCCAUCAAUGAAGCUUCCUAGUUAUGAAGAACCGACCUCGGUUGAUGGUCAACCAACGGCAAUUUUUUCAUCAGGGGGUACCAAUUCAUCUCUGGAAUGAUGUUGGUUUAGCUAGGAUUGGUAGUUUAGUGGGUAAACCGAUCAUGACAGACUCACAAACUACAUUGAAGACUAGAAUGUCGUUUGCUAGAGUCUGUGUCGAAAUUGCAGCUGAUUGUUCUUUCCCUACUGAGCUUCCAGUCAAAAUUGAUGAUAUAAAGCUUACGGUAAAAGUAAAAUACCCUUGGAAGCCAAUUGCUUGCUCUCAUUGCAAGAUCUUUGGUCAUUCAAGUGUAAAAUGCAUCUACAACCCAACCCCAAAGAAUAAUGAUGUUUCGAUUCCAAAGAAGUCUUCUUUAGUUGCAGGUGACAACAUUGACCCUAAGGAAAUAAUGCAGAACACAACAUCUGAUGUGGAAGCUUAUUUUGUGAAUCAGUCUUUAAAAGAGGCUAAUAGAUGUGGGAGUAGUAGUGAUGAGACAGGGAUUUCUCAACCAGAAAAGUGGAUGGCAUGUGGUGGGGGUGUUGUUUCGAAUGCAUCGUCUACUGUGGUUGAUCCUUGUGCAGAGAUGUGUACGAAUGGGGAGAGGUUAAUUGAUCAAGAAAAGAUCCUUGGCGAGUGGGUCUCUCAUAAAAGAAAGAAAGACGUCGGAAAAAAAGAAGAAAAAAAACCACUUACAGGUUCCUACUAUUGAAAAUGGUCAUCUGGUUUUGGAAGGUACUAGCAUCCCAACUGCUGAUCCCGAUAUCCACCCCCCAAUUAGUUUUGGAAGAUUCAAUGGUAAGCAUCACAAAGGCGUCAUCGUAAGAGAUAUCCACCUCCCAAUUAGUUUUGAUAAUGGCUAACUACCCUCAUUCAAUUAGUGUUAAUGAUUAUAAUUAGUUUUAAUAAUAAUGAUUAAUUAGUAAUGUUAA
Messenger RNA from Papaver somniferum (opium poppy), 1417 nucleotides. RefSeq lists its product as uncharacterized. The transcript has 2 exons. Lineage: Eukaryota; Viridiplantae; Streptophyta; Magnoliopsida; Ranunculales; Papaveraceae. The record is from RefSeq and is a predicted model, not a curated record. The coding region runs from base 487 to 1197 and encodes 236 amino acids.